CGAAUGAGUCACGUGAAGUGUAAAGAAGUGAUCUGUGGGUGGUAAUUACUAGAUCCUUUGAUAGGAAUUACGUUUUUGAGCACCUUAAGCACAGAUUGCGUGAAGGAAAAUCUCAGAUUCACAGUAGUAGCUAUUGUUUUUGUAUUAAUUCGUUGCCACCUGGACGAAAUUUUGUCAUUCACCGCGUGGUCGCAUAUUGUUUCAAAUGAGUAAAAAAGGAAAAAAAACAAAAGGAAAGACUCUUCCUCUCAAUGAAUUUUUAGCCACUGGCCCAACACCAGGCGUUGCACCUGUUGUAACCCGUAAACUUGGCGGCAGCUGGGCGGAUGAUGUGGAUGAUGAUGAUACAGACACUGGUCGGCGUGUGGUGCUCCCGACUGCACCUCGAGCUACAUGGGGAACUGAUGUGGAUGACUCGAUUGUACCCCGUGACCCACCGUAUACGGCCUUCCUGAGCAAUCUGCCAUUUGAAACUGAGGAGGAUGAACUAUAUAAUGUCUUCAGGGAUUUAAGGGUUCACAGCGUUCGGCUGCCCGGCGGAGAUCGCGGGAAGCGAGGCUGUGGGUAUGUGGAAUUCGAGGACCGUGGCAGCCUCAUCUCCGCCCUGGCGAUGAUUGACACGCAGCUGAAAGGCAGAAAUAUACGUAUCGCUGUAGCGGACAACGUUUCAGAUGACAGGCGGCGGGGCAUGAGGGAUCGGGAGAGGGGGCUUGACCCCGACCGCAGCAGUGCGGGCGACUGGAGGUCAGGCCCACGCGAUGAGCCUCCGCCGCGGGACUCGUGGGAUGGUCAGAGGAGAGGCUUUGGCGACCGCUUCGGUGAUAGAGAUCGGGGCGGUUUCGGGUCUCGCGAAAGAUUUGGAGACCGGGGUGGUUUCCCUUCAUCUGGAGGCGGGCGGUUCGAAGACAGAGACCGUAGAAGCUUUGGACCCCGAGGCUUCGACGAGAGAGAUGGCCCGCGCAGAGAUGACUUCCCAUCAGGUGAGCCAUCACAGAGGCCACGGCUGAACUUGCAACCCCGCACAAAACCUCUGGAGGAAGUCGCCGCUCCCAUUGCGAAACCUCCCGAGCCAGCACCGGCUACUGGCGCGAAGGCUGCCUCGGUAUUUGGUGGGGCUAAGCCCGUGGAUACGGCAGCCCGAGAGCGGGAAAUAGAAGAGCGUCUGGCUCGCGAACGCGGAAUGUUGGGAGUCGGUGCUGGCGGACCCCCAAGUACAGCAAGGGACUCCCGUGGUCGCGAAAGGGACUGGGAUCGAGACCGGGACAGGUUCUCCAGUACGAGCAGCGAUCGCCGGCGCGAGGACUCCUGGCGGAAUCCCCCUGCAGGGACCGGUGGAGACUCGAGUGACGGCGGACGCACUAGCCCGUACGGGAGCGACAGGGGCCGGCGGGCGGAGCAGGGCCGUGGCGGGGGCAGUGGGCAGAGCUCUCUGGACCGGCAGUCGCAGUCCCGGUCCUGGUCCAAUGACCGUGACGAAAGACCCAGAACGGGAGGUUCGACCCCCGUCCCUCGCAGUGACGGAGCCUACAUUCCUCCUCGAGGACGGACUGAAAUGCGAUCUCCUUCUCGGGAGCAGGAGAGGGUACCGGUACGUAGCAGGGACAGAGAUAGCAGCCAGGAAGAAAGUGCGCGAAUGCCCAAAUACCACGAGGAAGAGACACCGAGCUUCACGGCAUCAAACAAGUUUGCUUAUCUGCCGAGUGAAGAUGACCCGCAGGCGGCAGGGUCUGACUAGGAUGCGGCUUUGUCAACUUCCCGCCAGUCCUCUCCUCUGUUUCUGCAGUAGCUGAUAUGAAAAUUGUAAUUUCUUCCAAGUACUCCGUGCACCUUUCAGAAUGUUUUUUUUGUUAUUACAUGGAAUUGUUUGUAAAGUAUAUGCCCUCUCUCUUUUAUUUUAUUUGCUGAUGUGUGAUAGAGUGGAAUGUGGUUUAUCAGAGUAUAUUUCCAAGCAUUGUCAGGUGAGCUUUUUGUGCUCAAGUGGUGUUAUAGAUUUACCAAAAUUAUAACUGAUUAAACAUUCUUUCUCAUCACCACCCUGGCCCUGUGGGCUGGGGAAUGUUGCAGCAGUUUUGCUGAUACUAUUUUCUCAUUCCUGCGAAACCAGACUGACAGUAAAUCCGCAGUUCAGCAGCAUUAACUUUGGUCUGUGUGAGUGUGCGUGUGUUUGUGUGUAUGUAUAUAAUAGCGGUUUCCGUGCAGCUGCUUUUUUCGUUGUGGGGAGAUUGUUUCUCUCUUUCGAUGGCAUACUGCUACUGCAUGGUAUACUAAUAUUCUGUGCACUUGUAUUUGGUAAUAAGAGAAUUUUCUAAGCCGUUAUGAUUGUACCAUUGCUACUGAAGAUAUGUCUGCAGAUUGUAAUAGCCCAAACUAGAAAUCAGUAUCAUGUGAAAUAGUUCAAAUUGUGUAUUAUUAUUGUUUCAUUCAGUCAGUUUGUGUCACAGACUAAAAUGUACAUGCUUUUUAUGAUAUUGCUGUUGUGCCUCAAUCAAAAUUGUGCAGCCACAUAAAUUGUGGCACGAGUGUAUAUUGGGCAGUGUUUUGUAUAAUUUAGGAAUAAUAUUUGUGUCAUUUAUUUUUAAGUCUUUUUCACAGUUCUAUAUAAAUUUUAGUGCAUAUUUGAGAAAGACAAUUAAGUGAUAUGCUGCCAUACACUUGGUACUCUGUAUGUAAUGAAACUGUUAUCACACUUUUCUCUGUAACAGUUUGUUUUAACAGCAAUAAAUUUCCAAAACCAUA
This is a messenger RNA of Schistocerca serialis cubense, 2736 nucleotides long. RefSeq names its product eukaryotic translation initiation factor 4B-like. The coding region runs from base 206 to 1735 and encodes 509 amino acids. Gene Ontology annotation, molecular function: RNA binding. The record is from RefSeq and is a predicted model, not a curated record. NCBI's taxonomy places the organism in Eukaryota, Metazoa, Arthropoda, Insecta, Orthoptera, Acrididae. The transcript has 10 exons.